AGAUGGGCCGCUGGGAGCAGCUGCUUAAAAAGAGCAAUCAAAACCCACCCCUGUGUCUUUGUCAUUUCGGGAGGAAUUCUGCCACAGAAGGGUUCUGGCGACGGUGAUGAGCAAUGGGGUAUGAUGUAGCCCGCUUUCAGGGGGAUGUGGACGAAGACCUUAUAUGCCCCAUCUGCAGCGGAGUCCUGGAGGAGCCGGUGCAGGCUCCUCACUGUGAACACGCCUUCUGCAAUGCCUGCAUCACCCAGUGGUUCUCCCAGCAGCAGACCUGCCCCGUGGACCGCAGCGUAGUCACUGUGGCCCACCUCCGCCCCGUGCCCCGGAUCAUGCGGAACAUGCUCUCCAAGCUGCAGAUCACUUGCGACAACGCGGUUUUCGGCUGCACGGCGGUCGUGCGACUCGACAACCUGAUGUCUCACCUCAAUGACUGUGAGCAUAAUCCAAAGCGGCCGGUGACGUGCGAGCAAGGAUGCGGCUUGGAAAUGCCCAAAGACGAGCUGCCGAAUCACAACUGCAUCAAGCACUUAAGGUCGGUGGUGCAGCAGCAGCAGACGAGAAUUGCUGAGCUGGAGAAGACUUCAGCGGAGCACAAGCAUCAGCUCGCCGAGCAGAAACGGGACAUCCAGCUGCUGAAGGCCUACAUGCGAGCCAUCCGCAGCGUCAACCCCAACCUGCAGAACCUGGAAGAGACCAUUGAAUACAAUGAAAUCCUAGAGUGGGUGAACUCCUUGCAGUCUGCCCGGGUGACGCGAUGGGGCGGGAUGAUCUCCACGCCGGACGCCGUCCUCCAGGCGGUCAUCAAGCGCUCGCUGGUGGAAAGCGGGUGCCCCACGUCCAUCAUCAACGAGCUGAUCGAGAACGCCCACGAGCGGAACUGGCCGCAGGGCCUGGCCACCCUGGAAACCCGCCAGAUGAACCGGCGCUAUUACGAGAACUACGUGGCCAAGCGCAUCCCCGGCAAGCAGGCGGUGGUGGUGAUGGCCUGCGAGAACCAGCACAUGGGGGAGGACAUGGUGCUCGAGCCGGGGCUGGUGAUGAUAUUUGCACACGGAGUGGAGGAGAUCUAAAGACUUUUAAAGAGAGAGAAACAUUUUGUGCUUGAAAAAAAAUAACUUGUCUAAAACCGCUGACAUCUUCCCCCCCGGCCCCCGUCAGUCACAGCAUUAUAUCAGGGCAUUAUUCCUCCAAGCAUGUGGCUCGUCAUUUAAAGAGUGAUUAAAGGCCUCUGGCAAACGCUCCCUUGUAGCGCUGGGCAGUCACCCAGCAUCAUAUGCAAAAUGCGGUUUGCCUCUUGCAGCAGAUCCGCCUCCCAGUCCGGUGUCCAUGUGGCUUCUAACCGGCUUUGAAAAGCACACAGCCCCUCGAAACCACUGUGGGCUUUGGAGCGGGCCUCACUGCUGACACCUCUGCCAUUGUCCUGACCUCUUGGCGCAGUCCAAACCAAACGGGCCAGCGGAUCUCGGCAUGGUGCUGCCCUGGGGUGACCCGACCACACGGUGUUCACGUCUGCGCCGAAGCUUUAUUCCCCCCCACUCCCGGUUUCUUUCCGCCCUCUGAGGCACCUGUGUGAAAGCCACAGCUCUCCAGCCGGGCUCACACGCCUGCAGGCUGCAAAGCGGGACCACAAAGGCAGGUCUCGCUUUGCAGCCUUUGGUGGGAGGUGGGACCCUGCUCAGACAUGCCUACGGUUUGGCCGGGGGGCUAAGCUGCAGACACGAGCGAUGCCAAAUAACCGCUCCCCACAAACGAGGCGUGAUUUCACCAUAACGGCGUUUUGCAGCCAAACAGCUGAGCUGUGGAGCAACCGCGCGCUGGAGCUUGGCCGUGUGGCCUUGUGCUGCUCUGGGGAGAAACCAGACUUCAAGGGGGAAUUCGAAGUGGAACUAAACUCUCAUUGGACGGCCUUUUUGCCUCCUUCCUUUCUCCCCUCCCGCUCGGAGCCGACCGGACGCUCUGGUUGCUCAGACACCCGAGGGAGGCGACGGACUCCAGGAGCCUGUAAUGUGGACAGCCUCUCUGCCUGCCAGUCUUGCCCGGAACCUAGAUUCAGCUGUCCUGUCUGUGUGUGCGUUGAACGGUCGACAAAGAGCUUUAUGUAUUUUUUUCAGACACUUGUGAUUGUGGUUUGGUUUUUUUGUACCUUUUUUUGCCUUGUUUGUUUGUAUUUUCCCUUUAUUUUAUUUUUUAAAUACAGUGGCCAGAAAUGCUGCCAGGCCCAAUUAAGUUUA
Molecule: messenger RNA, 2228 nt
Organism: Emys orbicularis (European pond turtle)
Lineage: Eukaryota; Metazoa; Chordata; Testudines; Emydidae
Gene: RNF41
Product: ring finger protein 41
Exons: 6
Coding region: 114-1067 (317 amino acids)
Biological process (GO): protein ubiquitination
Cellular component (GO): endoplasmic reticulum tubular network
Molecular function (GO): ubiquitin protein ligase activity; zinc ion binding
Source: RefSeq, a predicted model, not a curated record